Alternaria conjuncta is the source of this 1578-nucleotide messenger RNA. RefSeq lists its product as uncharacterized. Lineage: Eukaryota; Fungi; Ascomycota; Dothideomycetes; Pleosporales; Pleosporaceae. The transcript is spliced from 2 exons. Gene Ontology annotation, biological process: spliceosomal snRNP assembly. The coding region runs from base 1 to 1578 and encodes 525 amino acids. The record is from RefSeq and is a predicted model, not a curated record.
AUGUCAACCGUGGGGGUAAAUUUGGCUGUUACUAAAGACGGUGAGAGCUACAACAAACUACAGCGGCCCGAUGGUUACCUUAUGUCGACGCAGCCGCCCUCCAUAUCCUCCUCGACAGCGUCCCCGACUGCAUACGGCAGCAAAAGAAAGUGCGCGCAAGAAGAGGCCGUCGGUGUUAAGCGCGCGAGGAUCGCGCGCAUCACAGCGCACCCAAAAAACCGGCCGCGCGCUGUAGAUUCGUACCAAGAGUAUGGGACACGGACGGUGCUACCAGGACUCGACGGUGAAGAGCAGUCAUCCGACGAGACCACAAGCGAAGCGUUGGCCUACCUUCACGGUGUCCGGUCUGAAGCAUCGGCGAUUCCCACUCUACUCGUAGCCCCAAACAAUGUCAACGCUGGCAAACUCGACUCAGACCAUGACGAAUCUCAAUACAGAAGCCCGAUGGAUACUCAACGCGUCAUAUACAGGGAAGGAACCUGGAUUGCCGUGGAUUGGGAGUACAACGCUACCAAGUGGGAAACAGACUCGUUCGCCCUUGAUCCACAGGAAGCUUGCACCAAUGCUCUCCUCCAGCGCUUUCGAAACCUUCGCAAGAAACUCGCCGAAAUGCGAAGGUAUGGACGACUACCAGACACAGCAGCGAGCCGCGCAAAAGUAGAGAAGUUUGGAAAGCAGAAAUGGUCGGAAACCAUAGAGAAGGACUUACCGAUUCUCCAAGAAAUCAUGCACAUUGACGAGUCGACGCUGUAUAUGGCUCUACAAGGCUGCACGUUAGCAUUGGGUCGAUCAGCUAAGAUAUCCCGGGAGAAGAGCAGCUGGAUAUGGACCUUGUUGGCCCUAGUUGGAGAUUUCGGUACUUUGGAUCAUGAGCGUGUGAGCAGAAUUCGAGACUUGGGGCUCAGCGCAGGCCGGCUAGUGGGCCGACUCUACGCAGACAACAGAACAUUGACGUGUGAUGCACAAGAAGGCGAGUGCACUAGUCCCGAGGUCCCAGAGACCGAUCCCAGAGAACAGACACAUGGAGCUCACGACACGAGACAUCUCGCGCCGAAAGUCACACAAACUCUGCGCGAUGUUUCGGAUGAGAAAGACAACGGAUUAGACACGACGUCCUUCAGAAAUGACAAUGCCGUACUCAGCCAAAACACAGUCAUUGAAGAGACGGAUGAUUCUGACGCAGAGAUGAUCAUGUCUGAGGAUGAAGUUGAAUCAGAAAGCAUUCCGGAAGAUGGAGGUCUUGAGGAAGCUCGAGCGCGUCUUCUUGCGCAACUCGGAGACCGCUUGGUACAUUCACAAGUGCCUCUGCCUCAUACGCCCCCAAUGCAAGUCCAUCAUCACCUUUCAAGGGUCGAGGCUGAGAGGCAGCGACAAGAAAUACGCCGAGGAGAGCUGCAGCAAACUGCGAGUGCCACCAAAUUGGCGCCAGUUUCCGAGCCGACGCAGGCCAAACCGCAGUCCAUUACCCCAUUGUCCGAGAGUGACUGGAACACGAAGGCAGCCAUCGACAUGAUUCUGACAGUUGUAGCCGAGUGCUAUGGACAAAGAGAUCUGCUGAAAUUUCGACUGCUCUGGUAG